CAAAGGCUAGCGCAUUCCAUUCGACUCCUCUCAAAGCGAGCCUUUGCUUCUGCGUCUGGUUUUUAGGAGUAAGAUGCUGAAGAGGUUGUCUGGAAGAAGGGUUGGUGUUACCAGCGGAAAAAAUAAGCAUAAAAAUGAGAAAAAAGGAAUGGAUGUUUUUGCCCGAAAGUCUUUGGAUGCUCACAACCGCUAUCGCGCGAUGCAUAAUGUGCCACCGCUGACCUGGUCAAACAGCAUCGCGCGAGAGGCUCAGAAGUGGGCGAACAAGUUGGCAAAGGAAGGCAAACUGAUUCAUGAUAAAUCCCGUUCAGGACAAGGAGAGAAUGUGUUCAUGAGCAGUGGAGCUAACUUUGAUGACGCAGGCGAGGCAGCGUGUGAAUCUUGGUAUCAGGAGGUCGAAAGGUAUAAUUUCCAGAGAGGUGGUCAUCAGUCGGGGACUGGACACUUCACCCAAGUAGUAUGGAAGAGCUCCGAGGAGCUGGGCGUGGCACGCGCCAAGAGCAAAAAGGGUGCGGUGUUCGUGGUGGCUCGGUACAGCCCUGGCGGUAAUGACCUGAAUGCUUUCAAUGAGAACAUUCUACCCAAGGUAUCGAAUGGCGUGAAAAACGGGGCAUAUGAAAAGGAAGUGACGAAAAAAUCGGAAGCAAUAAAGCAACCGGAAGUCAAGCAACCGGAGAAGGAAGCAAAUAGCGACUCAAAACAAGAGCCCAUGAAAGCUAUUGUCGGCAUGGGUCCUGUUCGAAUGGAUAUUAAGACUCUGGGAGCAUUACCAGUUGAUGAAGACACAAGGUCCCGUAUCCUCGAUAUCCACAACAACUACCGCGCCAUGCACAACGCAGCGCCACUACGAUGGUCAGCGGCCCUCGCCAAGGACGCGCAGGCGUGGGCAGGCAAGCUCGCGCGCGAGGGACGCCUGGAGCAUGCCAGUCGCGAGGAUCGCUACUACAAGGGUGAAAACAUUUGUCGCAUGUCACACCAUUUUGACAUCGGGGACGCUCUACAGAUCUGGUACAACGAGUCGGAGAGUUACCAAUACGAUAACCCGGGGUUUGCGCUCACUACCGGGCAUUUUACGCAGAUCGUAUGGCGGGGUACCAGGGAAGUUGGUGUAGGAUUUGCUAAAAGCCCGGAUGGCCGUCUGACGUAUGCGGUAGCUAGGUAUAACCCCCCGGGUAAUAUCUUAAAUAAGUUUGAGGAAAACGUACUACCGAAUGAGCUGGAGUAGGCACGUGGAGGCUACCGGAUAGCGGCAAAAACUUAUGAAGAUCAAUCCCGCAUAUUUGAUAAAACAUCCUUAUGCCGUGAGUAUAAAAGAGGUUAUUAAUAUGCUCUAAUGGAGCAUUUCCAAGACUUAUCUAUAUCAUGAGCAAUCAGAGAAAUACCCGGGGAAGGGAAAUUUCCAGAAAAGUAGACGGGGUCAUAUUUUUUAGGGUAGAAAAUCGACCAACUGCUUUCACUUAGGGAUUUUUCCGAUUCUGCUAGAGCAUUUCUCUUAGGUUAAAAAGACUUCUUCAACACACAAUUUCUAUCUUAUAGGGUUAAAAUUGAUUUUGCCGACGAUCACCCCAGUCUGUUUUUUUUUUUUAAUCGGAGUCCCUCCCCUCCCCAGGGAGAACUUGGCUCAGUAUCGCACAGCCUUGUAAUUCAAACCCACACCCGUUCGAGUCAAAGAACAUUUUUGAAAGAGAAAGUGUGAUCAGCACUUCACAGGGUCCUUAAAACACGGCCCACUUUUGAUAAGAACACUCCGCAGUUUAGUUUAUAUUGUAUGGUUAGAAAAACAUAUGAAAAAAAGGAGAAAAUAGUGGUUAGGGAUGGUGGCGUAAACUUUUGUGAAAAACAAAGUUAAAAAGAAAAAUAUAAAGAAAAUAUAAAAGAAAA
Molecule: messenger RNA, 1881 nt
Organism: Nematostella vectensis (starlet sea anemone)
Lineage: Eukaryota; Metazoa; Cnidaria; Anthozoa; Actiniaria; Edwardsiidae
Exons: 6
Coding region: 74-1225 (383 amino acids)
Cellular component (GO): extracellular region
Source: RefSeq, a predicted model, not a curated record